AUGAUAACACUGAGCGGCAGUAAAAGAGCCGGGCACUGUACAUCGUUUCCUGAACUGUAUGAAAGGCUGUAUCCAUUGGUAAAACGAUGCCCAGAUUUAUUAAUUGGCAAUGAGCAGCGCAAUAACAUUGAUCGCUACUCUCAUACUUUGAGGAUAAACUGCCAAAUGUUGGCUACGUUAUGUGAAUUUUCGAAGUUGGAAAGAAGCGCGCUAGAAAAUACGUAUGACUCUGUGUGGAAUGUGUUGGUGCGAAGUCGGCAUAAGGCUGUUCUCGACAGUUGCGCUAUUUGCUUUGGUAAAAUGACAGCUUAUUGUGUGACGAAUGAUUUCUCGGAUCUUGUAUAUCUUUAUCUCGAAAAGAUAAACUGCCAAAUGUUGGCUACGUUAUGUGAAUUUUCGAAGUUGGAAAGAAGCGCGCUAGAAAAUACGUAUGACUCUGUGUGGAAUGUGUUGGUGCGAAGUCGGCAUAAGGCUGUUCUCGACAGUUGCGCUAUUUGCUUUGGUAAAAUGACAGCUUAUUGUGUGACGAAUGAUUUCUCGGAUCUUGUAUAUCUUUAUCUCGAAAAGAUAUUUUUGCUUUUUAUGCGAAAAUUUUCGAAUUGA
Molecule: messenger RNA, 603 nt
Organism: Gongylonema pulchrum
Lineage: Eukaryota; Metazoa; Nematoda; Chromadorea; Rhabditida; Gongylonematidae
Source: the annotation of a GenBank genome assembly